AAAAGUCGGCUUUGCGCCAAACCCCUACCUGUACCACCUUCACGGCCUCAAUCUUUUCAGGGCAUAUCCUGAGAUAUACACAAAUUUGCUGGCCGAGACAGUGAUAGUAGGUGCGAGCAUAGGAGAAAAAGCAGGGCUCUACGUGAUAAUUGUCAUCGCAUACUGUGUGUUGAAUUGAACGAUCCAUUAUGAACGCGCCAAACAGAUUUGAGCUCUUUGUCCUCGAAGACGGCGAGAAACCUGUCGAAGUCACAGAAGACACCAAAAUACCCAAUGCAGCCACUUUCAAGAUCGUGAAGCAAGACCAUACGUUGGGUAACAUGAUUCGCGCACAAGUUCUUUCGAUGCCUCAAGUGCUCUUUGCCGGAUACAAAGUACCUCAUCCACUACAUCCCUAUUUCCUGUUGAAAAUCCAGACGGAUGGGACCAUGACGCCGCAAGCUGUCCUGGAGCAAGCCUGCACGAAACUCAUCGCCACGAUAUCCUCGCUUGAGGCAAAGUUCAAGCGAGAGUUCUCCUUUAAGACGACUGAGGGUAAUGUGCCAGAGGAUCCAUAUGGCACGACGGGCGCAAGUGCGCAGAACUGGGGGACAGGGAAGGAUUAUUUGGAUUUUUAGGAUACACAUACCUGUCACGUCAUGGUCGUACAUGUGUAUAUAAUAUCGCCUUUGUUGGGUAUACCAAGUUUUGCACCCCGAACC
Molecule: messenger RNA, 701 nt
Organism: Suillus discolor
Lineage: Eukaryota; Fungi; Basidiomycota; Agaricomycetes; Boletales; Suillaceae
Product: DNA-directed RNA polymerase
Exons: 5
Coding region: 189-617 (142 amino acids)
Biological process (GO): transcription by RNA polymerase II
Cellular component (GO): RNA polymerase II, core complex
Molecular function (GO): protein dimerization activity
Source: RefSeq, a predicted model, not a curated record